Messenger RNA from Ectocarpus siliculosus, 1271 nucleotides. The record is from the annotation of a GenBank genome assembly. Lineage: Eukaryota; Phaeophyceae; Ectocarpales; Ectocarpaceae.
AUGCUGAGCGAAGCGAGUAAGGAUGCUUUCACAAAACUGGAAUGCUUGUCGUUCAGCGACGCAGUCGAGCGCAGUGGCGACAGGUUUGACGGGGUCACCCUACCUCGUGGUUUAAAGAGCGUGGUCUUCGGUAGAUGGUGCUAUCAGCAUGUCGACAAAGUUUUGUGGGCGGCAUCCCUGAAGCAGAUAACCUUUGGCAACACGUUCAACCGCUCGAUCAAGAGAAUAGUCUGGCCAACAUCGCUGGAACGAGUUGUAUUUGGAUGGAACUUCAACCAGCCAGUGGAAGGGGUCCAUUGGCCAGCGUCACUACGACAGCUCAACCUCGGCGAAUGCUUCAACCACCCGGUUGAAGAGGUCGCGUGGCCGUCAUCACUGGAAGAAAUCGUGUUCCCGGGAAGCUUCGACCAGCCAAUUACAAGGGUCAAGUGGCCAGCGUCAUUGCGACAUCUCAAGUUUGGGUCUGGCUUCAAUCAGCCAAUUCACCAGCGAGUGACUGGGUGGGACACAGCUGUAGGACCUGCCACGGCUAUCGACGGGGCAAGGAACAAACGACGCGGGGAGUACACCGUGUCAAGACCAGCAUCAGCGCGGGUGAACGUUCGCAGCACGAUGAUGAUUGAAGGGCAGAGGGUCGAUGCCGCGAGGAUCCUACAUAGCAUCGCUUCGCCGCCUGAUCGGAGGGUAAGCAAGCAUCCGACCGAGUUGCUGGUCAUCAAAUACCCCGACAUCCUCGCCCAUGCUCUUCUGGUGUAGUUUUCGCUGGAGAACCUGUUUUGUCCUUGAUAGGUUGGCGGAAUCGCGUGGAAGGCUGUGGGGAACCACAUCACUAGGUGGCUGAGUACGAACCUGUUUUGACGAGUCUUGACUCCAGCAGAGCGGAUGGACUGACAUUCGAUCUCAUUACGUAGGCGCUCUUCGGUGGGAUACGUACGCGCUCGGGCUUGUUCUGUGAACAUAAAUGCCGUAAAUAGAGGUGUAAAAGGUUGAUAUUCGGGGUGGACGAGACUGCGGUCAUUCAUCGAAAAUCUCCAUCGAUGAAUUGACGAGUUCGCUAUGUCGUGGUUUCUGUGACAAGAACAACCAGUACCAGGUCUGUCGUACGUGUAUGCAAGAGAGCAACAUGGGUGUCAUCAUCACUCAACCCUUCCCUUGCUGUAUUGCCGUAGAACUCCAAUAAUCAAAUAUCUCUUGAGAUUGAUUGGUCUCGAACGGUUAACGUCUUUCUGUGGCGUUACGUUCACUGUUAAUAAGAGAAAAAACGCGUCAUA